AUGAUGUUCCCACUGGUGCAGCACAUAGACAUGCUGCCACAUCUGCACACCCAACACAACUACUACAACAGCGAGCUUGCAGACGUCCAUAAAACUCUUGGUAAGCAAUACAAAAAGCUCGCUCGGGCGGAGAGGGCACUGGACCAACGAGAGGAAAAAGGGCUGAGCAGGAAGGAGAAGAAGAAAUUGCAGUGGGCCAGGUCAGUGACGAGAAACAUCGUUCAGAAGCUUGAGUGGCAGCGAAGGAUUGUAGAAGACGACCUACGGCGGUGUAACAAUCUCAUCGCCUGGCACGAGCCAAGUGUGUAUCACCUCCCAACCAAGCCCUGGACUGCGCACCUGCCACAAUCACCGUUCACGCCAUUCUCGCCGUACAGCCCAGCCGGGCCUAGUCCUUGGCAUGCUCCUGCAAUGCCGCCACGACCACAAUACUGGGAUCUAUCGGUGAUUCGUGAGCGUCGGCGCUCCUCGCCGAAUGUCUCCUCCACAGACUCUGGCUUUUACGAGCCAGCCAUGUACGGUCGACCCGUUUUUGGAGAUCAUGCAGACAUCGCCAUAGAUACGAAUCACAUCUUCGCCCACGAGAUCAUGUCAGCUUCUGUUUACAGUCCAGUCGAGGGAGCAGCCUUUACGCCUGAUUCACGCAGCAAGAAGUCGAGUUUGUCGUCCGAGAAGGACGAUGUUCCGGAGCUCGUCAAGUCGCCACCGAUCUCUUAUGCGAGAGCGGGUGCGGCUUGUGAUGUGGAUGAGCUGAGAGGACAUAGGCGGAGGUUUUCGGAGAACGCUAUACAGUUCAUUGAAAGUCGGAUGGCGACUGCGAAGGAUCACCACAGAGGUGCCAGUGUAGGUCCAGUGCCAAGUGACAGAAGGAGAGGCGACUAG
Messenger RNA from Recurvomyces mirabilis, 882 nucleotides. RefSeq lists its product as uncharacterized. The coding region runs from base 1 to 882 and encodes 293 amino acids. The record is from RefSeq and is a predicted model, not a curated record. The transcript has a single exon. NCBI's taxonomy places the organism in Eukaryota, Fungi, Ascomycota, Dothideomycetes, Mycosphaerellales, Teratosphaeriaceae.